AGUGUGUAAACCUAGGUUUUGCUCUAUAUUUCUCACAGUGUUUGUGGUAAUUCGGUAAAAUGGCUGAGGAUGUUUCAUCUAAAAUCAAUCUAUCUGAUCCAGGACCCACGGGGACCGCACACUCCAAAACCAACCAUAAAGCGGAUUCACCUUGUGAAAGAUUGAUGGUAGUUAUCACAGCUCUAAUGAUGGCUUGUUCCUUCUUACUGAUUGUCACAAUAAGGCUGGGAGGCCACAUCAUGUACAGAGCCAAUGAUGCAGAUUGGAGCGUUACGUCUAAAGAGCGGACAGUCUGUGCAGAAUUACAGCGUAACAUUACAUGGCUGGAGGAGAGACUGCGAUGUCUGGAAACAACCAUAACUGCAGCAGAGCAGAAUAAAUGCCCCUCAGGAUGGACUUUCAUUUCCGAUAAAUGCUAUUUCUUCUCUGAUGAUAAAAAACCAAGAGAUGAAAGUGGUGAUUUCUGUGCAACACAUGGAGCAAAACUAGCGACUGUCAAAGGAAAUGAUCCAGAGUUACAGUUCCAGAUAAAGCGCUCAGAUUCCGUGUUUUGGGUUGGACUAAUGCGGCGAAAGGAGGUGCAGAAUCAGUGUUCCAUCACAAUGUGGACCUGGUCUGACGGAACCAUACAGAAAUCUCUGUAUAAUGAAAUUCCUGCUCAUUGUGCAGCAAUGAAUCUCACCAUUGAAUUCAAACCUUGCAAGUCUGCGCUGCGCUGGAUAUGUGAAAAGACAACAGAGAAACACAAUUUAUACGAACAAACAAAGAAUUGCUAA
Pelobates fuscus (common spadefoot toad) is the source of this 776-nucleotide messenger RNA. Its product is annotated as killer cell lectin-like receptor subfamily G member 1. The record is from RefSeq and is a predicted model, not a curated record. Lineage: Eukaryota; Metazoa; Chordata; Amphibia; Anura; Pelobatidae. Gene Ontology annotation, cellular component: plasma membrane. The transcript has 7 exons. Bases 60 to 776 code for a protein of 238 amino acids. Gene Ontology annotation, molecular function: transmembrane signaling receptor activity.